Contarinia nasturtii (swede midge) is the source of this 3847-nucleotide messenger RNA. RefSeq names its product intersectin-1 (gene Dap160). Gene Ontology annotation, biological process: clathrin-dependent synaptic vesicle endocytosis; endosomal transport. The record is from RefSeq and is a predicted model, not a curated record. Gene Ontology annotation, molecular function: molecular adaptor activity; protein binding; calcium ion binding. The transcript is spliced from 12 exons. NCBI's taxonomy places the organism in Eukaryota, Metazoa, Arthropoda, Insecta, Diptera, Cecidomyiidae. Gene Ontology annotation, cellular component: intracellular vesicle; cytoplasm; plasma membrane. The coding region runs from base 288 to 3581 and encodes 1097 amino acids.
UCUAACUUUUAUGUGUAAUCUGAUAUAAAUGAUUUAUCGACUUUUCCAUAUCUCAAAAUCACUGACAAGAGUGUGUGUGCAUCGAUUUGAAACAUCGUAGUUCAAAAUUUACUUUAUCUUCCUGUGGAUUCAAGUGGUUGCAAUUUGUGUUUAUUGAAACAUUAUUCAAAAUAGUUCAUUCAUAAAAAAAUCAUUUUAUGUUACUGACUUUUCACACCUCGUGUCAUCAUAACAAUAAAGUCUUGUUCGACAAUAAUAACACAUCUGGUAAUUGAAAAAAAAAUAUCAUGAGUGCUGCUGUUGAUCCAUUUGUAAUAACAUCACGCGAACGUGCGAAAUACAUCGAACAAUUCAAAUCUUUGAAGCCAGUAAAUGAGGUUGUUACCGGCCAACAAGCACGUGGAUUUUUUCUACAAUCUCAGUUGCCCCCAGCAAUUUUGGGUGAAAUAUGGGCACUGGCUGACACUGAUCGUGAUGGAAAAAUGAAUAUCGAUGAGUUUAGUAUUGCUUGCAAAUUGGUUAAUUUAAAGCUACGUGGCUUUGAAAUGCCAAAACAACUCCCACCGACAAUGAUUGCAUCUUUGAAAGCCGUAGGAUCAACACCAACUUUAACACCUACCGGAAGUUUGAGUCCUGUAAAUGUUCCAGCAAGACCCGUUUUACCUCCACAGUUGCAAAAACCAGCUCAACAAACACCAAAUCAGCAAAAUCAACCAAUACCACUUAUCUCUAAUAUUGGAAUUGGAUUGAAUAUUGCAACACAAGAAGCAACUCAACCGCAAAUGAUGAACAUCCAACCAGUUCCAAUCAUUCCCAAUGUUCAACAACCAAUAAUUCCAAUCCAACCUUCACUCAUAAUGCAAGUUCAACCAACGACAACGAAUGGUGCUUUGCUUAUCGACUCCCUCAUAAAUGAUGUUCCAGCUGUAACUGCCGUUAAUACUGCUGUUGCGCCGGUCAUUUCAAACCCUAUACCAGCACCACCAACACCACCAAGUGGUACGCAAAGCCGCUCUAUGUCUGUUUCAGAAAAGGUACCUUCAAUAGAAUCACCAGGUUCUGCUACAUCUGCACCAGUUAUUGAAUGGGCUAUAAAGAAUAAAUUAAAAUAUACUCAGCUAUUUAACACAACUGAUCGUACACGAAAUGGAUAUUUAACGGGUGUUCAAGCACGCAAUUUACUUCUUCAAUCCAAAUUACCGCAGGCUUCUCUUGCACAAAUAUGGGCCCUUUCAGAUAUCGAUUCGGACGGUCGUUUGAGUUGUGAUGAAUUUGUACUCGCCAUGCAUUUGUGUGAGAUUGCUAGUCAAGGUGAACCGAUACCAGCGAAAUUGCCACUUGAACUGGUACCACCUUCAUUCAGAAAAAGCACAUCUCGUCAUGGAUCUGUAAGUGCUUCAGGUUCCAAUUCACGGCAUGGAUCUAUUUCGUCACAGAGUGGCAGUGUUGCAAAUGCAGAUUUAGAUGCUCUACAUAAUUAUAAUCAAACAACGUUCGAAGACAAACGAAAGGAAAACUUCGACAAAGGUCAAGCCGAAUUGGAACGACGGCGAAAGAUUUUACAAGAUGCUCAACGUAAGGAAAUUGAAGAACGUGAACGCAAGGAGCGCGAUGAGGCUGAUAAAAAGGAAAAGGCUCGUAUAGCAGCCGAACGAAAAGAAAGAGAAGAGCUAGAGCGACAAAUUCAAAUUCAACGAGAGCUUGAAGAGGAAAGGGAAGAAAAACGAAAACGUGAGCUCGAGCAGAAGGAGGCCGCUCGUAAAGAAAUGGAGAAGCAACGACAAAUUGAGUGGGAAAAUCAACAACUACAAAAGAUGCAACAGUCGCGACAACAAGAGCAAGAGAAAUUGCUUAAACUCAAAGCACAAAAUCAAACCUAUACCAUAGAAUUGGGUUCAUUGAAUGAUAAAGUAAAGGAGUUGUCGCAAAAAAUUUGCGAUACUCGUGUUUCGGUGACAAGUGUGAAGACUGUUAUUGAUGGAAUGCGGUCAACCCGUGACACGCAAAUGUCUGAAAUGACCGCAUUAAAAUCGCGCAUUAAAGAACAAAAUGCCAAAUUGGUACAUCUGAGUCAAGAAAAAGCUAAACUUGAUAGCAAAAAUGCAAAGGGCGAUGGUCUCAGUCAAGAAAUAUUUGCAAACAAGCAAAUGAAUAUCAAUCAGUUGCGUGGAAAAUUACAAAACCUAAAGGAAGAAAUUGAACCAAAGGAGUCCGAUGUCAAUGCCAACACUGAACAAUUGAAUGAUGUUAAAACUAAACUAAAGACAUUAUUGGACGAUUGCGAAGAUAUUUAUGCUCUCUACGUAACUCAUCGAAACCAAGUAAAUGAACUUAAGAACAAUAAGAAAAAUGAUUCACUCACUUCAGCAUGGGAUUCAGCGGCGACUGUACCACAGUCAGUCGAUUCUUGGUCGACAAGUGUGGUCGCUUCAGUAGCAGCAACAACGAAUGAAAUCACUACAAAACCCGGAUAUGCAGCAUAUCGUGCAAUUUAUGAAUUCGACGCACGAAACUCUGAUGAAAUAACAUUUCAACCUGGAGACAUUAUAAUGGUGCCAUUUGAACAAAAUGCAGAGCCUGGUUGGUUAGCGGGUGAAAUAAAUGGCCAUACUGGCUGGUUUCCUGAAUCAUAUGUGGAAAAAAUUGCCGAAGAAGAAGUUGAAGCGACCAGCGAAAAUGUGUCUAAUUUUAUUGUUGAUGAAAACCAAAGUGCUGUUCAAUCAGAAAAUGCAUUCAAUACGAAUACAAAAAGUGAAUAUGAUGAAACAUACAUAUCCUGCUAUCCAUACGAAUCGACUGAGCCAGGUGACCUGACAUUUGACGGAGGCGAAUAUAUAGUAGUUACUAAAAAAGAUGGAGACUGGUGGACUGGAACGAUUGGAAACAGAACAGGAAUAUUUCCAUCAAAUUAUGUACAGAAUGCCACUAGCAAUGAACAAACGAAUACAGAUAGUUCACCUUACUAUACACAAGAGGUAACCAGCACCCAAAAUUACUCUGACGAUGUGAGUAACCAAGAAGAAGCCGACACUGAAGUCUCUGAAAUAAAUACUCAACCGAAAACGGACACAGUUCAAGAUAACUAUAGUCGACCAAUGUCCACUUCAUCAACAACUUCCGGUAUCCGAGGUUCGAAAAAAGGUGAAGUGGCUCAAGUUAUCGCCCCAUAUGAAAGCACAAGUAGUGAACAACUGUCUCUUCAACGUGGUCAAUACAUUAUGAUUCGUAAGAAAUCAGAAACUGGUUGGUGGGAAGGAGAACUUCAAGCUCGUGGUAGACGCAAACAAAUCGGUUGGUUCCCUGCAACCUAUGUAAAAGUAUUGCAAAGCGGACGAUUGAGUGGCCGUAGUACGCCUGUAUCAGGCGGAAAAAUACAAAUGAAUGAGACCAUUUUGGACAAGAUGAUAGCAUUAUAUCCAUACAAGGCUCAAAACGACGAUGAGCUGUCAUUCGAAAAAGAUGACAUUAUAAGUGUGUUGGGUCGAGAUGAACCAGAAUGGUGGCGCGGAGAAUGCCAAGGAUUAACGGGCCUUUUCCCAAGCAACUACGUUGGCCCGUUUGUAUCAUCAGGCAAUGUUUAGUGUACUAGUAAUUAUGUAUCAUACGAACAUUCCAAUCUAUGAUAGAUAUUAUACCUACAAAUUUCAACUCUUAGAACAGUAAGACUUGAGAACUAUGGAUACAUAAUGCAAUAUAUUACCACUUAUUUUGUGCUUUUCAUCAAUAUACUCUAAAUAUUAUACAUAUAUUAUACUUGUAUUAAGUUGUAUUUGAAAAAAAAAACAACAACAAAUAAGAUAAACCGUAUUAUUAUAACAAUGAUUAAAAAUAAAAUUUGUUCGAGAUA